AUGGCUGGGAAAUUAGUUGAUAAGAUUGAUCCUUUCAAGAACAAGGCCCUGAUAAAAAGUAGAAAGCAGAAAAGAAGCCAGGGUUCCUCUCAUUACAGAAGCCAAAUUUCGUCAGAGUUGACACCACUACCCCAGUUAAAAGAUACCCCAGCUUCAGAGCAGCAAGAUUUAUUCAUCCGUAAAAUGCAGCAGUGUUGUGUGGUUUUUAAUUUCAUGGACCCAGUGGCCGAUUUGAAGAGUAAAGAGGUGAAAAGGGCAUGUCUGAAUGAAAUUGUUGAGUACAUCACUGCAGCCAGGGGUGUACUAACUGAACCUCUCUAUCCUGAAAUUGUCAAAAUGAUUGCUUGCAACAUAUUUCGCACCCUACCACCCAGUGAAAAUCCUGAAUUUGAUCCUGAGGAGGAUGAUCCCACAUUAGAUGCAUCCUGGCCACAUUUGCAGAUUAUUUACGAGUUUUUCUUGAGGUUUCUGGAGACUCCGGAUUUUCAGCCGAGUAUGGCUAAGAAGUUUAUCGAUCAGAGAUUUGUGCUACAGCUUCUAGAACUGUUUGAUAGUGAGGAUCCAAGGGAGAGGGAUUUCUUGAAGACGGUGCUUCACAGAAUUUAUGGGAAGUUUUUGGGACUAAGAGCUUUCAUCAGGAAACAAAUUAACAACAUAUUUUUGAGGUUCAUAUAUGAAACUGAGCAGUUCAACGGCACUGGAGAACUCUUGGAAAUUCUUGGAAGCAUCAUAAAUGGAUUUGCCCUGCCACUGAAGAAUGAACACAAGCAGUUUCUACUAUCCGUUCUUCUCCCUCUACACAAAGCUCGCAGCCUAAGUCUUUACCAUGCACAGUUAGCAUACUGUGUGGUGCAAUUUCUUGAAAAAGAUGCCUCGCUAACUGAGCCAGUUAUCAAGGGUAUACUUAAAUUCUGGCCUAAAACUUGUAGCCAGAAAGAGGUGAUGUUCCUUGGUGAGUUAGAAGAGAUACUAGAUGUCAUUGAACCAACUCAAUUUCAAAAGGUUAUGGAUCCAAUGUUCAAACAACUAGCUAAAUGCGUGUCUAGUCCUCAUUUCCAGGUGGCAGAGCGAGCGCUGUAUUACUGGAACAACGAGUACAUAAUGAGUUUAAUAGAGGAGAACUCCUCUGACAUCCUUAGAAUCAUGUUUCCAGCCCUCUACCGCAUCUCUAAAGAGCACUGGAAUCAAACUAUAGUAGCCCUGGUCUACAACGUUCUCAAGACUUUUAUGGAGAUAAAUAGCAAGCUCUUUGAUGAACUGACCUCAUCCUAUAAAGCUGACAGGCAGAGGUCUGUGUUGGUAAUCUGGAUAAUUAUGACUAAUUACUAA
This is a messenger RNA of Helobdella robusta, 1329 nucleotides long. RefSeq lists its product as hypothetical. The record is from RefSeq and is a predicted model, not a curated record. The transcript has 11 exons. Gene Ontology annotation, molecular function: protein phosphatase activator activity. Lineage: Eukaryota; Metazoa; Annelida; Clitellata; Rhynchobdellida; Glossiphoniidae. Gene Ontology annotation, cellular component: nucleus; cytosol; protein phosphatase type 2A complex. The coding region runs from base 1 to 1329 and encodes 442 amino acids. Gene Ontology annotation, biological process: signal transduction; protein dephosphorylation.